Molecule: messenger RNA, 2216 nt
Organism: Ictalurus punctatus (channel catfish)
Lineage: Eukaryota; Metazoa; Chordata; Actinopteri; Siluriformes; Ictaluridae
Product: transmembrane protein 80
Exons: 6
Coding region: 61-498 (145 amino acids)
Biological process (GO): non-motile cilium assembly
Cellular component (GO): ciliary transition zone
Source: RefSeq, a predicted model, not a curated record
GGAGGCGCUACAGACUCUUAAACACAUAACGACACGCAACCGAAGGAGUACACAAGCAAGAUGGCGACGAGGCGAACAGACAGAACUGCCAGUGUUCUUUCCUCUGUGCUUCUCCAAAUUCUGCUGUACGCCUCUGCUUUCUACAGCCUCUUCUACUUCCUUUCCAGCCUCUGCAUGAUCAUCUACAAAAGUCAGGUGCUGAGUUACCCUGACAAUUAUUUGGUGCUAGAUGUGUGCUUGCUCCUGCUGAUGGCUGCUUUCGAGAUCUUGAGAGUCUACUGGGGCGUGAGAGGCAACUUGCAGGAGAGCGAGAGAUAUCUCGGUGCCAGUGUCCUCAUCACAGGAGCCACACUUCUGCUCUCAGUGUACUUCCUGGUCUGGCAGUCAUAUGUGCUGAGAGCUGAUGUCAUCAUUAACGCCAUCCUGCUCUGCAUCUAUGGCCUCUCUGGAGUAGCCGGCUUCGGAGCCCUUGCACGCUUCACCAGCAUUUAUUCAUGACACACUAGGUGUUGUCCUGAUGGUAUAAAUCCAUGUCUACAGCUGCACUUCACCUGACGUGUGGACUUCAUCUUCCAUAAUGCACCAAUGCAGAUCCUUCAUCUCAGCAAAAACACUGGUUUGAAGUAGGAUAAGAGAAUUUAAACUGACAAAAUGGACCUUAACAAAAUCAGUCAGUAUUUUCUGUAGAUUUUUUUUUUUUUCCCAAAUGUGGCAGGAAGUUAGGAAACAAAUGUUGAAACAAACCCCAGUCCACAUCAAUCUGUACUUAGGACAGUCAGUCCUUCCAGGAUGUUGUGAUUUUGCCAUCGCAGAAAUGAACGCAAAAUCAAGCAAACUCUGCAAUAUUCGUAGGAUCUUACAAUUUUGAAAAACUGGCACAGAUUUGGGUAGAGACGCGUCAUGUGACGUCAUCCCAACGCGCUUUCAGCCGAAGCCAUCUUCGAUUCAUGUUCAUCGAACAUGAGUACGGCUAAAAGGUCUCAUUUACCAACAAACAUCACUGCGAAAGAGCGUGCAAUGCAAUUUCGUGCAAUUCAAGUCAUUUUCUGGCGGGGGGAAGCAUAAAAAUUUCUGCACAUUGCAUCGCAAAUUUUUUUUUUUUUUUAAAAGUCGCCGCAAAAUCAAGCAGUUUUAGCCACAACAAUCACAAAAAAAACUCCUGUAUGGACUGAACAAUACAUUUUAUUAUUUUAAAUGAUUUCCUCCCAUUUAUUAGGAUCUCUAUAGCUGCUGCUUACAUGUAAAAAUAUCAGGCUUGCACCUGUACUGGAUCUACAGCAAACUGACUAGAUAUGUGUACCUAAUAACCUGGUAACUCUGUGAAACUUUAUAUGAUGAAAUAAUGCAGUCAUACAGUCUCAUGUUUAUCUUUAAAAAUAUAGAUUUUGAUAAGGGUUUUUAUUUAUUUAUAUUUUUCUUAUAAUAAAGAUGUCUCAAUAAAAAAAAAAAAAAGUUCUUAUAUCCUCAAUGUGAGGCUGAACUAAUGAACCUAAUGAAUGUUUUCAUCAACUUUUUCUGUACCAAGGGUGUUAGUAGUUCUGGAGCUGACUUCAUGCACUACUUUAACACAUUUAUAUUUAAAAUAUUUCACCCUGGCUACCAAAUACAGGUCAAAACAUCUGUCCCUCAGAAAGUUCUUCUGUUAUAAUCAUGCACGUUAUUAUCAUGGUAUAUUUUACAUCGUUUUAGUACCUAGGUGUUUUUACUAACAUUAUGGGAUGGAAUCAUGUCACCAUUGUUCAGUUUUUAAUAGGUAUUUUUAGUGUUUUAAGUUUGUCCACUAGAGGGAGUGUGUAUAUUUUAAUUGAGAUGAGGACAUGACUGUUGUAGCCUUACUCUAUUUGUGUUAGAUGAUAGGUCUCUUUGUGCCAAUGACCCAACCAACACCAUUUCAAUCAGUUUGAACAUUUUAUUAGUAGUUCAGUGGUACAUUUGAACUUUACAGUGAUCUAUUUGAGUUUACAGUAAGCUCAGUCAGUUUAAAAGGUUAUUGUAUGAAGUUUAUUUAUAAUGCAAAACCAUCAUUACAAAAUGUCAUGGGGCUGUAGUUAUAAUACCUGUGGGUAUUAUAGUAAUAGUUACGUAAAAGUUAUUACACUUGGGUUGUUUUUUUGUUUUGUUUUUUGUGGACAAACACUAAAACUUAAUGGCUGGUAAAAAUUCAGCCAAAACCAGUCUUCAAAAUGAAUAAACUCAAUGAUUUUUCUGUCAGUUAA